Messenger RNA from Caretta caretta (loggerhead turtle), 3113 nucleotides. The record is from RefSeq and is a predicted model, not a curated record. NCBI's taxonomy places the organism in Eukaryota, Metazoa, Chordata, Testudines, Cheloniidae.
ACACACACACAGUGGGAAUUUGCAGGAACACCCUCCCGGUGGGAACUUGCAGGGACACAGGAGCGCGAGCUCAGGGUGCCCAGGGCGCCGCGCGGCUAGCAGGCUGCAAAGGUCACAUGCCCGUCCGCUGCCCCAUUGUGGGUGCGUUGGCUCGGAAAGGGCAGCGAUCAUCUCUCUCGCAACGGGAUCGUGGCACCCGCGGACAGCCCUGCUCCCCCCUUUGGAAAAGCAAAGCUUUGGGAGGAAUUCGCAGUGUUUUCCUUGCCGAUGAGCACCUGCUCAUUGCGGUACAACUCCGCUGAUUUAUGAACUCCCCUGAGGGGCUAGUAAGCACCCUCCCAUACCCAUGUGAUGGAAGCUCCUGGGAGACGUCUAUUUCCUGACCCAUUUCUCCCAGUCCUUAGCCCGUUCCUGGGCUUUUCUUUCAUCGGCUGUAACACUAGAAGCCUGGAGUCUCUGUCUCUUUCCAGGAUCUAAGUCCAUCCCCCUCUGUCUCUGGCAUGCACGCACAUAUGCCCUAUAACUCACUGCUUCGGUUUUUUAUGCACUACAAUUGCUCUUAAUGCAUCUCCUCUUGGUUGAUCUGGCCUAGGAUCCAAAAAAGAGCCUCAGAGGCCCACGGGACUGUCCGGGUAAGAUUACAACGAGCCCUUUUAGCCUGGUGCAGCAUCCUCACUCGGGGGAAGCCAGCCAGCCCUGCCUGGCAGAAGCGCUGGGAUAUUUUUAGGGGGACUGCAUGGGAUUUCCCCAUUGACCCAUUUCUCCCGGGAAGACGGUGGCGAGAGAAACAGGAUCUGCUUUUGGUUUUUUAUGGAAACUUUUUAAUUGUGUGUUUAUUGCAGCAAAUCCCUCCAGAGGAAAGCUCUCAAAGGCAGGCUCAUAAGCCUCAUCAGCUUUGCACUGCCUUUGAAGGAGAGCGGUCGGAUGAUCUGCAUGGUGUGAGGAGCCAUGAGACCAGACGACAUUAACCCUAGGACGGGACUAGUGGUGGCUUUGGUCAGCGUCUUCCUUGUUUUUGGCUUCAUGUUUACUGUAUCUGGGAUGAAAGGGGAGACCCUGGGAGACAUCCCCCUCCUGGCAAUAGGACCUGCUAUUUGCUUGCCGGGCAUCGCUGCCAUUGCACUAACGAGGAAAACAGAUGGCUGCACCAAAUGGCCUGACAACAAGCGACCCUGCAGCAAGAAGGCGAAAGACAAGGAAGUGGUGGAGCUGCUGAGAACGCCCUCGGAUCUGGAAUCGGGCAAAAGCAGCUGCGAUGAGCUAGCCAAGAAGGCAUACCUAAAGGACAGGAAAGUGCCGAAGGGAGAGGACUCUGUGUCCAUCUGCACCACCACCACAACCACCACCACCACGGGAGAAUGCAAGAGCCUGAUCAAAAGGGUGGACCAGGAAGAGAUGCUGAGAUACCUGGAGACCUGCUCCACGGAGAUGCCAGGGAACGUGCUAGUGGGAGAGGGUCCCACUUACAGUGCCUUGGAAAAGAAGAGUUCUCCUCCCUGGGACAGUGUUGCCUGCCCUGACACAGAGGACAACAUUUUUGUGGCUCCAAAAGACAGUAUAAUUGUCUGUUCCUACAAUGAGAAUAGCCCUUACGACAGAUACUGUUGUUAUAUAAACCCUACUAGAGUCAGCUCGGACCAUGAGACUAUAGUUUGAAUGAUGCACAUUUUAUAUAUCUCUAUGUAUUUUUACAGACUCUACGUCUUUCAGCUCUUAAUAGGGAAAAGUAGCUGAUUGCACUGCAUGGAACACUCCUCAUACUAUUACAAAUGUAACCUGGUAUGUGACUGAUGCUCAAACCUUUUGUGCCUGAAAUACUUUCUGUAAGUAAAUAAGCAUGUUUAAGGCUAAGAACUCCUUCUUCUUUGUGAAAAUCAAUUUUGAUUUUUUUAAAAAAUGUCAGUGCUGAAUAUUUUGUCUAGACACCCUCUCUCCCAAGACCCCAGCUCUUGGACAAGUUGGCAAGAUGAAGGCAUUGACUGUCUGCUAAAAUCAAGGCAAGAAUCAAAAGUCUGGAGCUCCCUGUGUAAAAUAACAUGCAAUAUGGAUGAGUGGAUCUUAGGAAUAGUGUCACUUCCUUUAUUUCUGAAGGAAUUGACAGAAGCCAACAUGCAGUUGAAUUAGUUGGCUGUCUGAUGUUAAGCUUUUAGAAAAGCUUUUCAGUUCAAUCAGUCUUCAGGCAGGCAAAAACUGACUUCAGUUUUCCGCUCUUAUUAGAUUUUACAUGACCUUGUUUUAGGAAAUCAAAGAGCAACAUUGUAGGUUAUUACCCUGCAAGCCUCCUGAGUUGAGGAAGGGGACUAGGAUAGAAAGAAUUUUUGAAGGCAAAUCUACCAGCAGUCAUAUCAAAGGUACAAGUGUUUGGCUAUUUUGCUUCAUUCUUAUUUGUUAAUGAAUCCACCAAAGUCUUUCUAAUAUGUGUGGCACUUACAGCUGUACUUUAUAACAAGAUAUUGAUAAAAUCAUUGUAGAGACUUAGCAGCAAGGGUAACUGGAUUUGGGAGAUUAUAUAUAUAUAUAUACAUAUAAUCACUUGGAGAUUUAGGGCCUGAUCCAACUCCCACUGAAGUCAACAGACUCCUAUUGGCUGUAACAGAAGCUGGAUCAGGCUCUUUGCGGGGGAGGGAUAGCUCAGUGGUUUGAGCAUUGGCCUGCUAAACCCAGGUUGUGAGUUCAGUCUUUGAGGGGGCCAUUUGGGAUCUGGGGCAAAAAUUGGGGAUUGGUCCUGCUUUGAGCAGGGGGUUGGACUAGAUGACCUCCUGAGGUCCCUUCCAACCCUGAUAUUCUAUGAAGUGUCAUCCUCACAUACCUUUUCAAAAACUCCAGAUGUUUAUCUAUGGAUCUUGAAUAAUGAUAUUUUAUUCAAUAUUAUGAAAGCCAUUUUUAAGGUGGGGGAGACUAGAGAAAUAUGGUUGGCAUGAUUUUUCCACAACCAUGCGGUAUGUUUUGUUAACUAGUUCACUGAUCACAGAUGCAUAAUACUGGAACCAUGACCUGACUGAUGUGAAAGCAUAGUGGUUAACCCUUCAGAACCUGCAGACUGCACACACAUAUAUAAUACAAAUUACAUAAACGUACUACAGAUUACACAUAUUCUAACGUGUAUAUUACCA